Messenger RNA from Osmia lignaria (orchard mason bee), 2057 nucleotides. RefSeq names its product meteorin (gene Metrn). NCBI's taxonomy places the organism in Eukaryota, Metazoa, Arthropoda, Insecta, Hymenoptera, Megachilidae. Gene Ontology annotation, molecular function: hormone activity. The record is from RefSeq and is a predicted model, not a curated record.
CGACUACAGUUCCAGAGUCUCAGUCCAUAGGAAGUGGAAUACCUUGUCGUCCUAAAAGACUCGUAACGAAAGGAAACGGAAAGGGAGAGAAAAAGAUAGGAAACGAUAAUGGUAGCUGGAGGGGAGGAAAGAGAGAAGAAGGGUGAGAGUCAAAAGACGAAGCGAGUCGAGGCGAAACGAGUCGAGUCGAGUCGGAGCGAACAAACUAACGACUAUCAACGUGAAAAGAAUAACAGGGAAGGGAGAAAGCGGACAACGGAAUACUGGAGAAAAAUAAUCUUGUAUAUACGAGUGUAAACCAGGCUUUACGACACCGAUUACAUUAUUUCGAUAGAGAACAACCAGUUUUUUACUGCGUUCGACGCGCUGCAAGCAUGAUCCUUCGGCUACGUUCGAUCUGGUUAGUUGUGCAUAAACGAUCGUACGAUCGCGCGACUGGAAGGUUCAGUGCAGAAACGAGAGCGAGCAUUUCGCAAGAGUGAACCGCGCAAGGACGUUAUCAAUUCGUUUGAACAUUUAUACUGGGACAUUCCUUCUGCGUAUCGUUCGACGAUGGUGAUCAAUUCUGAGAAUAGUUACCCGGAGCUGGUAAUAUAAUGGCGAUGGAAUCGCGUUAGAACGGUGAAAGCCCUGUAUCUAAGGAGCUAAGAGAGAAGAUAAAUCCUGGUGUAGAUUUAAAUACUCUCUGCACCCCUGUCGUUUAAAAAACGAUUUCCUCGAAGAGUUUCUUCAAAAAGAAACCCACUAUGAGAAUGUCUUUCGAGCUGGACAAAUAAACUCGAAAUCGAAAGUCUAAUUAUUAUUAUUAUAUACAUAUAUGUAUGUAUAUAUGGACGAGAGGAAGGAAAUUGAAAUGUACCAGGAAAUUUAGUCGAAGCUAAAAGCGAAAAACAAGGAUGCUUACGUUCAUCGCUCGUUCAAUGCUUUUGCUAUUCUCAUUGCUGCUUAUUAGCAUCGUGUCAUCGGCCCCAACCUACGAACAUGUUGCGCUCCAAACCACCGCCGACCAGUGCGACUGGAUCGGAAGCGGGGGCGGUGGCAGAGGAGUUCGACCGGUGUACCUCCGAUGUUCAAGGGGCACCGUACUCUGGCGCUAUCCAAGGGGCGCUCUGAGGGUAGUUUUAUCCCCCCCCGUAUCGACCGGAUUCAUUUCCAAAGUCCACUACGAAUUCAUUGGGAAAAAGAACAAGUACGAUAUCAGGAAGAACAACGUCAGCUCGUUCGACGACGACAACGCCUUUCGGUUAUCCGGAUUUCGUACCUGCACUAAGGUGUCGGGUUCGAUAAGAGUAUACUUAGAGACUCAUGGAAAACUACGACCGGUGUAUUCACCAAGGGACGGCAAGCACAAAUCAACGCACAGGUGUUUCCGCGCGAAGAAACAACCCGCGGCGCUUUAUAUAGAGGCAGAGGAGCCUGGUAUGACCGGUGAACGUCAUCAGGAUGCGAAGUUGCAAUACGAUUUGGAAUUGCGUUACGUGGACGAUCGAGAGGGAAGAUCGCAGCUGUUCGGCGAAGAGGAAGAAGAGGAUUGCCGACCCUGUUCCAUGGACGAAUUGGCUAAAGCUUAUUGCCAGAGCGAUUUGGUAGCCAGAGGUACCGUCAGCGCCGUUCAGAAGCAGCCGAGUUUGGAGGCUGCCGAACUCGUCCUUGGUGUAACCAAGAUCUUGCGUCGAAUCGAAGAGAACGAGGGCAGCAACGAUGCGGACAUAAGCGAAUCGUACGACCGAAGGAACGUUCGCGUAAGGGUACCAACCGCCUGUGACGCUCGCCACGGUCAGGGGGAAUUUGUGAUAAUGGCCAAACGGCGACUCGGUGAUCUCGUUCUCGUUUGUGCACCGAGGCUCGAGACUUGGGUUAAAGCGGUCCACGAACUGGACACUGCACCCUGUGUACUUCGAAGUUAGCGAGUUACCGCUAGCCAGAAGUUUGCAACCAGAUGUUUGUAAAUACUUUAUAUUUUUCUAUUUUUUACGAUGCAAAUUAUCGAUCUCCGAACUGUGAUAUUGUUUUGUAGAAAUUUUAUCGCAACAAAUAUAUCCGUAUCUGAAAGUCAA